AUCCAGAUAUAUAUAGAUAGAUAGCUUUCUUGUUAGCCUCGAAUCGCGAUCCAGUAGCUCAUCAGCUGAUUCACAAGUGCAAGCAUUUGAUGAAGAGGUUUGCAGUUCAGGAGAGCGAGAUGGCGCGCAUGCUGGUGCUCAUGUCGCGCUCGCACGGUCAGGACCAGGCGCUGCCACUGUCGGCCUGCCUCGCCGGCGGCCAGCGCGGCGAGGACCGGCAGGCGCCGGAGCGGGUGUUCGUGUGCAAGACGUGCAACCGCGUGUUCCCGUCGUUCCAGGCGCUGGGCGGCCACCGCGCCAGCCACAAGAAGCCGCGGCUGGACGGGGACGGCGCCGGCGACCCCUCGCUCGCCAAGCCCAAGCUGCACGGCUGCUCCGUCUGCGGCCUCGAGUUCGCCAUCGGCCAGGCCCUUGGCGGCCACAUGAGGCGCCACCGCGCCAUGACGGGCGGCGUGCCGGCGGUGCCGCCCGCGACGACGAGGAUCGUCGUCGACGAGAAGCCGGACGGCGACGUCGUCGGCAUCAUCCGCCACGACCACGGCGGCGUCAAGCAGCCCGGCGGCGGGCUGUGGCUCGACCUCAACUACCCGCCGUGCGACGACGGCCGCGACGCGGUGGAGGCGGAGUGUGGCCGCAAUGCCGCCGCCGCCACGGGGAUCACGUUCCAUCAGUUCCUCGACACUGCCACCAUGGCCGUCGACUGCCUUGGCUACUAGAUAGAUAGAUAUAUACCACCAAGCUCCAUGAUUCUUCUCCCCUGCCGCGUACUACUGGUGCACCGGUCUCUUCUUCUUCUUCUUUCUUUUCUUUUCUUUUCUGGAAUCUUCUUCCUCAUUUGCUUCUGGGCGGAGGGGGAGAAAUCCACAUUUUGUAGCAGUAGUAGAAUGAAGGUGCCUAAUGCAUGCAUGGGCUUGGCUGAUGUGCAUGAAGGUUUUGGGAUGUCUUUGAGCUGCUCGGUGGAUAAUCUGGAGGAUUGAUUCCACCAAAGCUAGCUUAUUUUGCCUUGGGUUUCAUGUUAUUAUGGAUAAAAACCCUUUGGUCAAAA
Messenger RNA from Zea mays, 1045 nucleotides. Its product is annotated as ZFP16-1. The transcript has a single exon. The coding region runs from base 90 to 716 and encodes 208 amino acids. The record is from RefSeq and is marked validated. Lineage: Eukaryota; Viridiplantae; Streptophyta; Magnoliopsida; Poales; Poaceae.